Molecule: messenger RNA, 284 nt
Organism: Acaulospora morrowiae
Lineage: Eukaryota; Fungi; Glomeromycota; Glomeromycetes; Diversisporales; Acaulosporaceae
Source: the annotation of a GenBank genome assembly
GAGAUGUAGAACAUUGCGACUUAUUGCUUUUCAAUGGUACUAAUGACACAUUUCUUGAUUUAUAUUUUGAAAUAAUUCCGAAAAAACCAUUAUUGGAUUCAGAAGUGUUGUUAGAAAUAUCAGAUUCAGGAGUAUCGUUGAGAUUUUCCGUUUCAGUAGAGGACAUAUUAGAUACAGAGUAUUCUGCUUCGCAGACUGAAUAUUAUUUGAUAUCCUUGAUAUCAUCAUCUGAUUUAGAUGUAGUAGUCACAUUACUACGAGAUAUAAUAUGGGUUUUUUCUUAA